AUGGCGACUGGUGGUGGCGACGAGAAAGGAGCGUGGUACCAAGUGCCGACUUGGGAUGGGUCGCCAUUGACAUGGCGAUCAUUUAGAAGGGAGAUGACUUGGUGGGUCAGCAGCUUGGACUUGCAGGCCACGGCCAAGUAUAACUUGGCUGCUCGCUGGCUCCUCAGACAGACCGGCAUCGUUCGCCAGCGUGGGGAAGAGUUCAAUCCCGAUGAACUGCAAUUCAAGCCCGCUGAAACCUACACCGACCCUGUUUCUGGCGAAUCUGUUGAGGUGACCCCUGCAGACUAUUUGUUUGGGUUGAACAAAUUGCUCACCGCCCUUGAAGCAAUCAACGGACAGAGUUUGUUGGAUAAGCGUGGUGAGCUUCGCAACUUGUUCUACUUGGAGUUGAAGCGGUCUCCCAAUGAGCGUGUUGCUGAGUUUUGCACCCGCUUCAGGACCUUGGCUGCCGACCUCAGUGCAGAGGGAGUUUCGAUUCAGAGCACUGAACUCGGCUGGUUCCUUCGCCAGAAGCUUGGCCUUGAUAGUCUGCGUCAACAGCUUCUUGAAACUGCCCUUGGCGGCCGCGAGGAGUACAAUGUCGUGGAGGCUGAAUGCUUGCGCCUUUUUAAGGACCUACAUCACAACGAUCCUCUUCGCCGCUUUGACCGACAAGGAGACCGUCCGAAGUUGACGAUUCGACGGCUGUUUCAAUCGCAAUCCCAAAAGGGACCAUCGUCUUCGGCAUCCACUAUCAGCCGAUCACCGUCUAUGUUCUCGGCGGCGACUUCGGCACGCUCUUCGAACUCUACCAGCACGAGACGUGCCUAUGUGACUGAGACUGAUGAUGGUCAUGAUCAGUCGCAUGAAGAGGUUUUGGAGACCGUGGCCGAGGAAGACCAUGCCGGUGAGCAAGCGGCUGAUCCGACCUUGGAGGAGGUCAUCCAGAGCGAAGCUGAGUGUUUGGCCACUGAACUUCAGGAGGCCGAAGAGCAGGGCAUCGAUCCAGGUGUCCUAGAGGAAAUGGAGUCUUCGUUUGAGCAGGCCGCUGAGGCCCUUGUCACGAUGAAGGAGGCGAAAAGCCGCUUGCAGGAGGUUCGCAAGGACCGUGGCUUCGGUCGAGCUGGAGCAGUUGGAGGUGGACGGCAAAACGCCGGAGUUCCAGCGGCCAGAAAGGCCUCGGGGAAGCAUCCAUGCUUCGAUUGCAAUCAGCAUGGUCAUUGGGCUGGCGACAAGGAGUGCCCUAAGCCUGGUGCAGGUCUUGGCCGAAAGGGCCCUCCAGCUGCCGCGAAAGCAAAAACGCGGCAAGUUCGUGUGACCGAAGCCUUCCAAGCUGAGCAUGUCGUUGUUCCUGAACCCCUUGCACCUUCACCAUCGAGUACAUCCACACCUUUGGAAAACCCUGGGUCCCCUCACGAGGUCAACAUGGUUUUGCACGGGAGUUCAACCAUGCCCUUGGGUCAAGCCUUUGAGCAGUCGUUGGCGAAUGCCUUGAACUCCACCCUCGUUUCGACCGCCGCACAGGACUUGCCGAACGAGAAGCACCAUGUUGGGGCCCUAGAUAGCGCGUGCAAUCGCAGUUGCGCUGGACCGACUUGGCUGCAGAGCUAUGUCUCCCAGCUUGAGAGUGCACCACCGUACCGUUCAUUCGUGCUUUACUUCACCAUGUCUCCGAAUCGGAGCGAUUCAAGUUCGGCAACGGAGGUCCCCAUUCCUUCGUUGGGUUGUUUACUCGGUCGCGAUGUGUUGGAUGCCCUCGGAGCUGUCUUGAACUUUGGCCAGCGCACCUUGCAGUGCACUUCAUUGUUUGAUGACUCCCAAAGGUUGGAACUCAAGCACAUGGCAGCCGGGCACUUCAUGCUGGAGCUCCUGCCAGAGUCUUGGCCAAGGGUUCUUUGCAGUGGCAUGAGUCAUGUUUGGUUUCUUUGUUGCCCUCAUUGGCUCGAAGCACGAUGUUUGACUUCGCAUUGUCACUUCAUCGACGCCUUCUCGGACUACCAGAGCGACUACUUGCAGAACGACCUGAAGUACCAGUUCAUGAUGAUUUCACCACCGACAUCCACCUUCCUGUCGGACAUGGCUGCCUUGGAGGCAGCGCCGUUGGAGCCUUUGACUCCGUCGCUGGUGAAGAUCUUCAAGGAAGUGAACACGAAGGGCAUCGUGCCCUAUCGGUGGAAUCGGUUCAUCCUCCGCCUCGUCGACAGGAGGAAUUGGCAUGCAAGGAGCCUACUCAUUCAGUUCGCUUCAAGAGCUCACUUGCGCUAUUUGCCUUUUCCAUAUCCCUCGGUUUGCUCAGUGGAGCAAUGGCUUCUCCAGGCACAGUCAAUGAUCAACAUGAAGACUAUGAGCCGGCGGCACCACUUCAUUGCCCUCGAGACCGGUGGCUACACUGUGGAGCACCUGUUGGAGCUCGGGAGGUUGAGAGACCGAUGUGGCUGGAAGAUGGCAUUUGUGGAGGACAGUCUCUUGGCUGGAUUUCUUGCUGCCCGGAGCCAGAAGGGUCAGCGGGAGAAGCUUCGUGCCGCUGCCUUGGAGGAGACAAAGCAGAAGAUCGCCAAGGAGUCGGCCGAGAUGGAUCGCGAGAUCAUGGCUCGCCAGUUGCUUGGACCAAGAGGUGGUUUGCCGACCUUGCGAAGCGACUUGGUCAAGUUGGCGCUCUUGCUCAAUUUGACCCCUGGACCAAAGGAGACGGUGGCUCAGCUGCAAGGCCGCAUCCGCCCACUCGUGGACAUCUUGAAGAACAAGAACCCUCCGUUGCAUUCGACGCCCUUGGAGGUACCUCGUGCAGAUCCUCUCCAUCGUGUGACGCCCACGUCGUCCUCAUGGUCAGCCGUGUCCGGAAUGGAGGCACCGAAGGCGGCUAUGGAGCGGAAGCAGGAGGGAUGUCCAAUGCCCUCCGAACUUCACCAGAUGGAAGUUCGUGUCCAGGAGAUGAUGAAGGCCCAGGACGCUCGCUUUCAAGCUAUGUUGGGUCAAGUGCUGCAAGCCGUGAGUGGGAACCACAUCUCCGAGCGAUGUGGUCAUGGACCUGACCAAGGACGACCUGUGAAGAAUUUCGACGACCUUGUGGACACCGUCGAUGGCAACUUCAAGAUUCAUGGCAAAGUGAAGAAGGGCAUCAGCCAGAUGAUCUCACAAGCAUGGCAUCAACAUCGACGAGACCAGAUCGCCCUUUCAGUUGGCUUGAAGGAGAUCAAGGAAGUCUUCAUGGCCACUUGGAACAUGGAGAUGAGAGAUGCUAUGAAUGAGACCUUCGCUGUGGAACUUCGCAUGCCCACUUUUCUCACCGAGGUCUACACCGACACUGAGCCUGUGGCUCAGGCGACUCGUCGCCAUGGCUUGGUUGCUGGAGAAAGCUUGACUCUUGGCACUGGUUGGGAUUUUCGACUUCCUGAUCAUUGCAAAGCAGCACUGGCAUGGAUGAAGCGUGUCAAGCCCUAUGUUGUGGUCCUUGCUUUUCCUUGUGGUGCCUGGUCACAGUUGUUGGCCCUCAACGCUUCCGUUGACCUUGACAGGCUUCGUAGUGAGGCUUUUGAGUUGGUAUUCUUUGCCAUCGAGGUCGCUCGCUUGCAGUUGAGAGGAGGUAGGCACUACUUGAUGGAGAAUCCUCGCUCCUCCAUGGCAUGGAAGCUUGAGAUUAUGGAGGACUUUGUGCAGUCCACAGGCGCCUUGGAGGUGGUCGUGGACAUGUGUCGUUUUGGUCUUCGGGCCCCUGACGGUGAACUUCACAAGAAAGCAACGAAGCUGGUGACUUCAAUGCAAGCCCUCGUGUCCGCCUUCUUGGACAAGCGUUGUUUGGGAGAUCACCGUCACACACCGGUGAUUGGAGGCAAGAAGAUUUCUACCGCGGCGGGUCACUACACCAAGGACUUCGCCGACGCCGUGGUCGAUGCCUGCAUGCAGCAGUACGACUUCGAGAACGCCUACAUCUUCAAGGGCUACAACCAUGAGUCCGAGGCUUUCACUGUUGAACAUGAGGUGAUGGCCGUUGGAGAUGAUGGCGAUUUGGACUCCGAGGCUUCAUUUGAGGUCUCCAAGGACGAUGAGCAGAAGCCCAUUUCCGCAGCGGUGAAGAAUGCCGUUUACCGCCUGCAUGUGAACACCAGCCACCGGAGCAACCAGAGGCUGGCGAAGGCUUUGCUGAUUUGUGGAGCCCCCAAAGAAGCAGUUCUGGCAGCCAAGCGGCUGAAAUGUCCUGUUUGCGCUGAGCGGCGCAACCCAAAGCCUAGACCGGUUGCUGCAAAAGUGUUGAAAGACAAGAGCACUGCCUCCGUCAUUUAUUUUUUGCAGACGCUUUGGAUCCCACUUCUCGGUCGACCACAUACCAUCGUGGCCGACCAGGGCAGGGAGUUUGUCUCCGCCGAGUUCGGCGAUUGGUGCGACAGCCAGAGCAUCUACCUGUACCACAUUGGAGUCGGUGCCCCUUGGCAAAACGGGAUCUGUGAGCGAUCCGGCGCUACUUUGAAAGCGUUGGUUGGUGCUGUUGCUCAAUCUCACGCCAUUGGGUCCUUCGAAGAGAUGGAGUUGACAGUUGGAGAGGCCGUGGCUUCCUAUAACUCUGACUUGAAUGAAGGUGGGGUGGCACCCAUCCAGUUGGUCACGGGCAAGAUUCCUUCGCCUGGUGGUGAUGUGUUGAACAGCUUCAAUGCCCGCCUCAGCGAGCACUCUCUCAUUGAGGCGAAACCAACCCUGAGCAAGCUGGUCGCGAUUCGAGAGACGGCUCGACUCUCGAUGAUCAGACUACACUACAGUCGAGGCCUACGGCAGGCUGAACUCAGUCGCUCUCGAGCGACGACUGGUGAAGAUCUACCUCAACCUGGCGACUUGGUGUUCUUUUGGAGAGCUCAAAAGUAUCAGUCCAGGAAGGAUGUUGGUGCUGGCACUCGUCGCAGGCUGAUGCUUCGACGUUGGCAUGGGCCAGGACUCCUCGUUGCUACAGAAGGUCGUCAUGGAACUGAUUUAGCUGCCAAUUGUUUUGUUUCCUUUUGCGGUCAGUUGACCAAAUGCCCCUUGGAGCAUGUGAGAAAGGCAUCCUCGCUGGAGAGCAUAGCAGCUGGUUCUUGGGAGGCGGCCAUUGAUGAGGUGAUCAACGCAGCAAAGAAUGAAGCUCGAGCUCGCGAGCAUGAUGACGGUUCUGAUGAACCUGAGCCUGAUGGACCUUUACGACCAUCGACGCCGGAGCAGUUUGCAGGUCAGCUUCAGCCCUCAGAGAUUGUGGCUGCACUUCAACCGCCAAGUUCGGCAGCACCCUCGCUUGUUGGCAGGACGGCCCCGCCAUCAUUGCUUGAGACCGCUGGCGAAGGCACUGAGACGCCGGGCACGGCUGACGAGUCCUAUGGCAAGUUCGACUGUCCACCUUUGGAAGCAGAAGAGCAUGGCGCCCGUCCUGCAUUUGAAGCCUUGGAACUCACCCAUGAGGAACUGCAGAAGAUUUCCGAUGGGGCGGACGUGCAUCCUUUGUUGAAGCUCCAGGCAAUGAUCGACCUUGAUCGCGACCUGGGCAACACUAUGAGUGAGCCAGACCAUGGCACAUGGGACGGAAGAUGGAGUCUCAUUUGCCAACGUGAUUGGGACACACUGCAGCGCCUGGGAGCGCAACUUCCUUCAGGAGCACCUCAUGAUGUGCUGGCACUUCAAACUGCUCGCAAAGAGUAUGUCUGGAGCAAGAUGUCUCCAAAUCAGAAGCAGCUGUGGGGUGAGGCGGCAGUCACUGGAUGGAAGGCCUACAUCGACAACUCUGCCGUUGAGGUCCUCUCGAUGCAUGAGUCCAGUCGGGUCAUCUUGAGCAGGCAACGGAAGUCAGAUCCUAGCGCCUUGCUGGAACCACAUGAACACCGGCAGCUUAGAGCGAUCCUCGGAUCGUUGCAAUGGCUUGUGGCCCAGCUGAGGUUUGAUUUGUCUUUUGGUGUUUCAUCCCUACAGGGUGAAAACCCCCCAACAGUCGGGACUAUGCUCCGAGCCAAUUCCUUGGUUCGUGAGUUCAAGCGCACUGGAACCUUUGAACUGGUCUUUCGUCCGAUCGAUUACCGUUCAGCUGGCAUCGUCGCAGUCUCUGACGCAGCCUUGGGAAACGUGCAGCUGUCUGGCUCUUCUGAAGGAGCUGCCUCUGAGAAGGUCUACUCUCAGGCCUGCUACUACAUCCUGCUGGGUGAUAGUGCCUUGGUUGACGGAAAGCCGGGACAGUUUAAUGUCCUAGACACUCGGUCGCACCGAAUUCCGAGGGUUUGUCGUUCGACCUAUGCGGCUGAGACAUUGGCCGCUGAAGAGGCACUUGAUGCUGGGCAGCUGGCACGCGGCUUCUUGGCGACUGUCCUUGGGAAGGACAUGCUUGGUGUUCGCGCUGACAGCUCCACGAACGCCGUGAAGAUGACCGGAGUCGUUGACGCCAAGGACGUUUAUGACAAAUCCAACAGUGACACGGCUUCCUUUGGUUCACAAAAGAGCCUGGCAUUCACCAUUGCCUGGCUCAGGAGCUUGUUGAGGCGACCCAACACCGCCUUGAAGUGGACAGCCACGUCCAACAUGUUUGCAGAUGCUGGAACGAAAAUGAUGAGUUUGGAUCACUUGAGAAAGAUCCUUAGCUCAGGCACCUGGUCGAUCUCCUAUUCACCGGAGUUCCAGAAGCAGGUCUAUAAGGCCAAGUCAGCAAAGCCUUCAAAGAGCUCUACAGCAUGA
Messenger RNA from Durusdinium trenchii, 6657 nucleotides. Lineage: Eukaryota; Dinophyceae; Suessiales; Symbiodiniaceae. The record is from the annotation of a GenBank genome assembly.